CAUUGUCAGGCAGACAGGCAGAUAGUUUUACAAGUUUAUAGUAAAAGUUAACUAACUUUUGGAUCCAGUGCUCAGCUCAGUAUUCUUGAGAAUUAUUAAAACUUAUCCGUUGAUUUUUGGAGACCGGAAAAGUCGGUCAACUUUCUCUUCAUUAUCGAUUUCUCAAUAGUGAGUAAGCGGAAAGUAGAUACUAAGCUGAAGAAGGAUUGAAUCCUCAAAAAUGUCUGGAAUCUGUGGCGAAGUAUUCGUAGUCUUAGUCCCAGACACAAAAUCGAACCAGAUGGUUAUUUUUGGCCGGAAUGGAAUCCGGCAGGUUUCGGACGGAUUGGAUGACGUGACCGAAGUCUGUUACUGUCCGGGAUCUGCCGAACCUAGUGAAAAAGUGACUUGUGAUUCGGUAGAAAUUGAAGGGGCAUCGACUUUUUCUGUGAUUUUAAAUCAACCCGCUGGUGUGUGGGGUGCUGAAAGCGGAUCUAACGAAAAGGGUGUUUGCAUAGGACUAACGUUCAGUGAGGGACAUCCAGUUGAUGGUAAACUAAACGCCACUGAUAUGGUCAGAUUGGGUUUGGAACGAGGCGCCAGUGCACCCGAAGCUGUUGAUAGAAUUGUAGAGCUGAGUACUGCUGCGGGACCACCAGGGGAGAGCAAAGAAUCUGCUAAAGCUUCUUUUGUAAUAUGCGACUGUAAUGAAAUAUGGCUGCUAAACAUUGUAGGAAGCCUGUGGGCCGCUCAAAAGCUGUUAACAAAUGCAACAGCGCUCAAACCGGGAUUAACGAUUGACAACCGAAUCGAUCGCUGCUCUGAUGGUCUGGCUUCAAAACUUCAGGAAGCUGGAAUUUGGGAUGGAAGUGGAGAGUUACACUUUAGUUCUGUAUUCGGGCAUGAUUCGACGAGAUCUUGGCCAAUUGGAGAACCAAUUGAUACAAAAUCAUUUGGAAUAUGUCGUAUGUUUGAGACAUUGCGCGCUGCAGGAUCACAAAGAGAAUCGCUCUCUAGCCACGUGUCGGUUUUGUCUAGAGAGGGCUUAUCUAGCCACUGGUUCACGGCUACUCCCAAUCCAGUUGAAUCCGUUUUUAAACCGUUUAUUUUUACUGCUGGAGCUAAAAUCUCGCCACUUACCAAACUUCUAGCCAACACUGGAGAAAAACUAACUUUAUUGCACAAAUUACACAGUAAUCGUAAGUGGGAGGCGGUCGGUGAUUUGUUGCAGUCACUUGAGAGCGCAUGCGUUGAUGAAGUUAAUCGCUUCAUUAGCGAACAUUCUGGAGAACCAAACCAUGAAUUGGAUGAGCUUUUGAAGGAUUGUGUUGAAGCGGAAGUUAAGUUCUAUCGCUAAAUAACGCAUAUUUAGAAUGAUUAAUAGUAUUUGCAGAACGUGACACUUCUCGUAACUGAGAAAAGCUGCUAUAUAAUAGCACACAUUAAUCAACGGUAUUUUAUUGCGAUAUUUCCUAUAAUAUUUAUAAGACUUGCCUAGUUUCCAAAAAUACCAAUUGAAUAUUGGCGGCUAAUUAGGUUAUCUUAAAAAAGUAAAAGUAAAUACGACGUCGUAUCGUCUUAGUAGCCAAAACCGUACUCAUUGAGAUUAGGUAUCAAAUAUCAUCAUCAGCUUGCAAAAAUGGCUUAUGAUUAUGCUGAGAUAUUCCGUGGUUUCUUAAAUGUAUUGCAUUUUAUUUCGUGUGCACAUGAAGCUGUGCUUAUAUUAUAUACUGUGUUUAAACCUUUGUGUUACAAUUUUGUGAUGAAUAAUGUUAAAAGUUUACAAACUUUACAUCUAUAUAAAUAUCAACAUGAUUUCUUUGGCGUGAGAUCUCAUUUUGUUCAUUAUAGUUCACUUAGAAUAAAGUCAUCUACUUUUAUAGUUCAACUAUUUUUAUACACUAUUGUGCAUAAUUAUCGCAUUGUUUGUGUGAUUGCAUUUUUACAUUUGAAUACAUUCGAAGAGCUUCAACAAAUGUAGCAUCUAAAUGAUAGUAACAUGCAUUCUAUUAUAUUCACUCUCUUUACUGGUACAACAGUUACAAUAAUAGAACCAAAAUUAUUCAACCGAUGCAU
Sabethes cyaneus is the source of this 2055-nucleotide messenger RNA. RefSeq names its product secernin-2. Gene Ontology annotation, molecular function: dipeptidase activity; cysteine-type exopeptidase activity. The transcript has 4 exons. Gene Ontology annotation, biological process: proteolysis. The coding region runs from base 221 to 1336 and encodes 371 amino acids. The record is from RefSeq and is a predicted model, not a curated record. NCBI's taxonomy places the organism in Eukaryota, Metazoa, Arthropoda, Insecta, Diptera, Culicidae.